Molecule: messenger RNA, 292 nt
Organism: Staurois parvus
Lineage: Eukaryota; Metazoa; Chordata; Amphibia; Anura; Ranidae
Source: the annotation of a GenBank genome assembly
ACUGGCAGCACUGCUGGGCUGCACUGGUGGGCACAUGUGGGUGGCACUGCUGGGUGGCACAGGUGGGUGCACUGCUGGGCACAGGUGGGUGCACUGCUUGGCACAGGUGGGCAGAACUGGUGGGUGGCACUGCUGGGCACUGAUCAUCAGUGCCCUGAUGAUCGCUGCCUGUUCUCGGCAGUACUUUCCUCACGCUCUGACAGUGUGAGGAAAGUGCAGCCGAGAACCGGCAAUUGCAUUUUCCGGUGAUCAGCAUGUCAUUGGACACGGCUGAUCACGUGGUAAAAGGCCA